Molecule: messenger RNA, 1013 nt
Organism: Cylicostephanus goldi
Lineage: Eukaryota; Metazoa; Nematoda; Chromadorea; Rhabditida; Strongylidae
Source: the annotation of a GenBank genome assembly
AUGGUUAAUUAUACUGAUCCUCCCGGCCGUGGAAGCGAAUCUGCUAAGUGCCGGGAUUCUGUCGGAAACUGUCCCCCUUCGACCAAAAAACGUACGUAUCAGAUGAUUGGCUUUGCUCAAUCCGCGUUGAAUCAAACUCAGAUAGAAAUUCGGUUAUCUUGCGUUGAAGAAAAUGUCGAUAUGGUCUUCCAAGUGGAGUAUGCCCUCCGCUCUUCACCGUGUGACAAGGAGUUUUUCGAUGCAAAGAGAGCAGAUAAUCUCAGGAAGCUACUGACAUUCUACUUCUCUGAUCCAGACCACAUUCCUGACACUUACAGCUACGAUAAAAUUGUGUACUAUAAAUCGAAGCCGCAGAACUUUUCUUGCAGAGAUUCGCAUGGCUCCAUAAUCUUUUCGGAAGCUGAUCCUCAUGCAAUGAUGGUCAAAAAUGUCACAACCUUGCUUCAAUUUCAAGAUAGACGUGACAAGCGAAGUAACCCCAUUGUUUCCACAUCGCUCUCGUCGUGGAAUCCAGCACAAACUAUACCUGCAGAUGGCAUCUAUUUCUUGGUAAUGAAGAUAAUCGGUGUUUCGUAUCCUUCGUCUUCACCAUCCGAGGAGCAUAAUGUCACGAUCACUGUAAAGUGGAAGCAGCCGCACGGAUUUCUCAGCGCCAUUGACUAUCCUUUACUCAGAUAUUUUGAGGAUUCAAUACUGGAUAGGUUGGCUUUUAAUCAUUUGAUAAUUCACCAGCCACAUUGCAUGCACGUAACAGGAGCCGUUAUCAUUCUUGGUAUGAUUGAGAAAGCGUUUUUCUUGGCCGAAUAUUCAACGAUGAAUACUAGUGGGAGAAGCGUUGAAGGAGUUUUGGAGCUUGCGGAGUUGGUGUCAUGUGCAAAAAGGACUAUGUCACGAGUUUUGGUCAUAAUUGUGUCUGUAGGCUAUGGAGUGGUGAAGCCUCGACUUGGAAACACACUUAGUCAGGUAUGUUGGUUAAUUCAGCGUUUACUUCUUUGUAUAGACUGUUCAUAGUG